GGACUAUAUCACGACGACAAGAACCAUCAUGCACGACAGACCAAAGCAGAAUCUUACGAGCAAGGUCGCGAUAUGCUUAAGCCCUUUGAUCCCAGCGUAUCAUACGACUAAGGGAACGGUGCUACGGGAGUUAUCCAAGGUAACCCGACAUACCCCGGACUUCGAAAUACUGCAGAAAUACAAACAAGGCAAAGAGUUCAUCAUGCUUAGCUCGCUGUAUCACGAUAGUGGCGCAUACGAAAACCCAUUAGGGCCUGCAAAAGAAGGUACAAGAAAGGGUAAACCGUGUACCCCAUGUUCUCCUGCACCGGAGCGUAUCGACUGGAAGAAUUCUUGUCCUACCCACUACCCAGUCAAAUAGUAAGAAGUGCUGGAAGAUUGUGCAAGAAACGCCUCGGUUGGAAGCAAAGCGAGCCAAACUUGGGGUGGGCGGAUCUCAAGAGUACAGAAUACCUCCUUGCA
Molecule: messenger RNA, 462 nt
Organism: Capronia epimyces CBS 606.96
Lineage: Eukaryota; Fungi; Ascomycota; Eurotiomycetes; Chaetothyriales; Herpotrichiellaceae
Exons: 2
Coding region: 29-361 (110 amino acids)
Source: RefSeq, a predicted model, not a curated record